GAGAGGAGUGCUAAUAUCGACCCAAACACUCCACCAGAACUACAUUGUGGCAUUCCGGAGCUUACGGUUCACGUGCAAGGACAUAUAACGGAUUGGGGAGGGACCAGUUCAUAAAGGUCGACACUUUGUGGCCAUGUCGACCAUUGCUCAGAUGUUUGCGUAUGAGGAUGGUAGUUUGGCGGGAGGAUACAGCACCGAGAACUUCAUGGAGGCCAGAGUUAAUAUCCGCCUCGUCAUGAUUUGUGUGGAAAUUUGUCUCCGGAACAUUUCUUGUAUGAGCGUUUUCUACAAUACGGUAACCAAGACAUGCAGGCUUCACGAAAAUGUCUUCUAUAACACCGACUCCUUCGUGAGUGAAGCAGGGUGGCACUAUUACAGAGCAGUCGGGGAUCCGAAAUGUGAUGUCUACAAUGGCUUCGUCCAUCAGCGAGAUGCUGGAUUUUGCUAUCGGGCAGAAUCGGACCUUCUCACCAAGACUCUUGCAGAUAGCGCAUGCGCUGCGAAGACUUCCGCUCUAGCAAUUCUGGAUAGUCAAAAGAAACAGGAUGUUGUGGUUGCCACUCUCAACCUGUUGUCAACAAAAGCACCUGCUGCAGUGCAGGAAACGACUGUGGAACCAGUACUAAAAGGAUGCUACUCUACCGGCCAUGUUGUUAACAUUAAAAAAGAGUUGACCAAUAUAGCGAUGACAGUGCAGAUGUGUUUUGCUAUCUGUCAACCGCUGGGUAAGACGCACACCCUGCUUGAGAUUCAGAUAGAGUGUUACUGUGGAGAUCUUCAGGCUGCUGCUACAUCAUUUCCGGACUUAACUUGCAAUAAGAUAUGUGCUGACGGAAAGUGGUGCGGAAACCUUAGUGGGAUGCUGGCAACAUAUGAACAUGUCUCCACGUCUACAGCUGGUCCUAGUUUCGUUGGAUUUUACAUAGGAGCAACAUUAAACACGGCAACCAAUCAAUGGGUGUGGAGGGAUUCAGUAAUACUCACAUACAACGAUUUCGAUGCAGCAGACGAUUCACUAUUGUCAGAAACUUGUGCUGUGAUGGCGUCGGAUGUUUCGUACAAGUGGUAUUCAGAAGCAUGUAGCUACACUGCUGGAUAUAUCUGUCAAGUUGAUAUCUAGAUUGUUAUGAAUUACAAAGUAUCAAAAUGCCACGCAUCAUGAUGGCAUUUCAUUUCACAGAUAUUUUAUUGAAUCAAAUACUGUAUACAAACUCAACAUGAAUUAUCAUCAUGGUGGCAUCGAUUAUGGAAUACAUGUGCUACCUGCUUAGCAUAUUUGUUACCUUGAUUUUAGAUGGAUAUUUAUGACGCUAUAGCCUAACAUUGUCAUAUGGCGUAAUGGCUCCGCAUUUUAGGUACAUUCGAUACCACAAACCGUGCACUUACAUUACGUGGUUGAUUUGAGACGACUAUGACAUCAUAGCGUUAAUUGUCACGUGCCGUGAUGAGGACUGCUGUAACGUAUCUAUUUUAUUCGAUCGGGUGUACAUGGACCUGCACCUGUAAACGAAUGAUGUCAUUCUUUGGAACUGUAAAUUGAUAUAACAUUAUUGCAUUGAAAAAUAAUUUGAAUGAAUGCAGUACAUAUAGCAUUAAAUAAUUAAUGCUGAUUUAAAUACACGCACACAUAUAGAUUUGAACUUAACAAUAUUUUAUUUCUAUUACCUUUGCAGGUUAAGGACUUUUGCCAUAUAUAUGUUUUGAGUGAAUUUGUUAUAAAACUUUACUUUUAAGAAGGUUUUUUUUCACGAGAAGAUAUGUCGCUCAACUGUUCAGCACAAAUAUGUAAUAUGGAUAAAUAUACGACAGUGUCUCAAACAUCAAAAACCCAAAGCCAAUACUCACUAAAAAGUAGCGUAGUCUGUCAGAACUACUGAUACCCCUGAACAUGUGUAUAUCGCUAUUAACACAUUUCGCCAAGGGCAUUCUAUGAUUCCACUAUUCAUUGCUAAAUUGUUAAUUAUUCAUACCCCCAUCUACUUCUCCUUAUUAUUGAUAUGCCUAUACAAAAAUAAGCAAUGCUAAUUGUAAAUUAAACAAAUAUGCAAUGCUAAUUACUAAUACGCAAAUACAUAAAUUUCUGCUAAUUACUGUUACGCCUAUUCAUAUAAACAUUGUGAAUUAAAUUAUGUAUAUUUAUGUCAGGCUUGAUAAUUAAAGUUCAGAAACUGAAC
Messenger RNA from Mizuhopecten yessoensis (Yesso scallop), 2174 nucleotides. RefSeq lists its product as uncharacterized. The record is from RefSeq and is a predicted model, not a curated record. Lineage: Eukaryota; Metazoa; Mollusca; Bivalvia; Pectinida; Pectinidae. The transcript is spliced from 6 exons. Bases 134 to 1120 code for a protein of 328 amino acids.